AUGGCGCUCGGCGACGGGACGAAUCGCUCGACGUCGGCGACGCCGGGAAAAUUGGCGAGCGUCCGCGCACGGAUGGAAAACCUUCGACGGUUGAGCACGAGCGAUGGACCGCUGAGCGCGAGGAAAACGACGUCGGGGGUGAUCUCGCGCAGGGUUUCGAGAGGUGGUGGACGAGAGGACGGCGACACGACGAUUUUGUUCGCGGACGGCAUGCGAUCGCAGGUGCAGAGCGUGGCGCGAACGAUUUAUAACGAGAGCCCGGCGAUGGCGAACGCGCAGAUGUGCUUGCAGUGGAGACCGACGGUGAAGAAGAAGGAAAACGUGGACGGUUUCGUCGCCGAGCUCACGAAUCACAUCAGGACGCAAAAGGAGACGCUGAAACUGUUGCUGCAGCACAAGGAUGAGAUGACGUCGAGGUGUCAGGAGAUUGAAAAGAGCUACAAGAUCGCGGUAGAAGACGCCGCGGCGAACGCGAGCGGGCCCCCGAUGACGGUCCCGGCGACGGCGGCGGAGAUGGCGGAGCUCAAAGCGGAACGCGAAUGGUUGGCCAAGCAAAAGGAAGAGCAAAUGACGCACUUGAACAAGGUCCAGGAGGCUGAGGAAGAAUUGCAGCGUAAGAUUGAUGCUUUGAACGAAGAGCGCGCCAAGAUUCGAGAGGAAGAGCACGGGCGAGUGAUGGCGGCGCUCUCGAAGAAGAUUCAAGACGCCGAGGCGCGCGUGCAAGCGGCGGCCGAAGCCGAAGCCAAACUCGCAAACGAGAAGCAGCAGAUCAUCCAGUUUCGGGAGAUGGACAACGUUAGCGCGGCACAGGCCGGAGCCGCCGCGGCCGAGGCCAAGGUGGCCGCCGAUAAGGCUUUCGAAGAGAAGCAGAUGGCGCAACAAGAACUCGCCGCGGCUCGCGCGUUGCUCGAAAACGCCGAGAAGCAGCACGCGAAGAUCAGCGAACAGCACGCCGAAGAGAAGACGCGUUGGGAGGUCGAACUCGCGACGCUGAGACAGUCGGAGAGCUCGUUGAAAGAUGAGUUGGCCAAGCAGCUGUCCAAGCUCGAGGCCGUGACCUCUCAGUACGACCAGUUGGCGGCUGAGGCGGCGAGGCAAAACGAAAAGGCGCAGGAGGACAUCGAGAAGAUCGUCGCUGCGAUGACCACCGAGAAGGAGAAGGCUCUCAGCGAUCUCGAGCAUACGCUCACGCGUGAGAAGAGCGAAGAAUUGGGCUCUCUCGAGCGCGACUUCCGAGCUCGUCUCGAGCAAAAGAUGAACGCGUUCAAGUCUGAGAACAAGGAGGAGAUGCAGCAACGCAUCGUUCAACUCAACUCACUUUUGGCUGAGCAAAAGACGAACGCUGAGACGACGAUCGCUGCGUUCAAAUCUGAGGCCACCGCCAAGGAGCAGUCCAUCCGGGCUGAGUUUCAAGGCGCCCUCAAGGAUGCCGAGCACAAGGCUGAGCUCGCCGCCGCGCGUGCGUCGAGCGCUCUCGAGAGCUUGCAAACGACGCUCGAGCAAGUCAAACAGUCUGCUCACGAGGAGCUGGCUCGCGUCAAGCAAGAGGCAACUCGCGCUCUGGUCGAGCAAGAAAAGAAGUUGCGCGAGGCGCACGCGAUCGACAAGGCCAAGGCUCUCGAGGCUCAACAAGUCGAACUGCAGUCCAAACUUGGCAACGAGCGUGACUCCGCGCUCACUGGCUCUCGCGAGUCGCACCAGGCGGCUCUAUCCGAGCUCGAGGUUCGCGUGCGACAAGAGUGUGCUGAAAACUUCUCAGCCGAACUCAAGACGGAGCGAGAGCGUACGAUCGCGCGAUUCGAGCACGUCAAGGCUGAGCUUCUUGAGAAGAAGGAGGCGGAACUUCAAGCGCAACGCGUCGAGUUAACCAAACAAGCCACGGCGGAUCGUGAAGCCGCUAUCCAAGCUCUCAAAGAAGCGCACGAGGAAACGAUGGCAGAGCUGUCUCGAAACUUGAAGGCUGAGCUUGCUCAAGCGCAGACCAAGGGCGGUGGAUCAUCGCGCAGCGACGCGGAGAUCAAGGCGCAAAUGGAAGCCGAGAAGCAGGGCGCGCUCGUCACCGCGAGCGAGAAGCACGCCGAAGUGAUGACUCGGAAGAUCCAAGAGCUCACGGAAAAACUCACAUCCGAGAAGCACAACGCUAUUACCGCGUUGGAGCGCGAAAAGUUCGAGUUGGUCAGAAAGUAUGAGGCUGAAAAGGCUGCCAUGCUUGCCGAGCUGAAGGGUUCUCUGCAAAACAACGCCUCGCAGCAAUUCGAAGCCAUUAAGUCUCAAGCGCUCGAAGAGCAGCGCCAAAAGCUGACGGCUGAGAGGCAAGUUGCUUUGGAGAAUCUCAGAACCGAGCUGACCGCUCUCAAGGAUGUUGCUGUUGCUCAAGCCAAGGCGGAGGCUGCCGCGGCGGGCAGCAUUGAUUCAAGCAAAUCUUUCAAGUCUGCCAUCGAGAAGCUUCGAGAUACGCUCGAGAGCGAAAAGCAAGAAGCACUCGCUCUGCAAGCUGCUAAGCUAUGCAACGCGGCCGAGGCCGAGAAAGAACACGCGAUGACGGAGCUCAGAUCUCAGCUUCAAGCAGCAGCUUCGCGCGAGAAACAAGCGCUCAUCGCGGAGCUCCAAACCUUCGGUGGGUCCACUCGAACGAAGGAGAUAACAGAACUCGAGCAGAAAGCGCAACGUGUUCUGAUGGAGUCGAAUGAGCGCGAGUCCAGGUUGCACGCCGAAAUCACGAGGUUGAAGAUGGAAAAGGAGGAUGCGCGACGCCAAGUUGCCAUGGCCACGGCAGUGCCUGUCGCGAUGGUCAAGGAAGAUAGCGCCGCUGUGGAUCGUAUGAAGGUCACGAUCGCGAGUCUAGAGUCCAAGAUACGUAGUCUUGAGAGAGAUGGAGGCAAGCAAGGUGAGGUUGCGAAGAUGCAGGCUGAGAUGGAUCAACUGCGCAAGGAAGCUACGGAGGCGAACCGACGCGCUCAGCAAGUCAAGGACGAGCACCACUCGUCCUACGAUCGCGUCAAGCAGCUUGAGAUGCAGCUCGUGCAAGCGGAUGAUAUGCGACGCGAAAUGCACAACAUGAUCCAAGAGUUGCGGGGUAACGUUCGUGUAAUCGCUCGCGUGCGUCCGCAAGAUCCGGGAACGGAAAAUGUCGUUGACGUCCCCACCGUGGACAAGCAAACGAUUGCCGUGUCCAUCCCUGAGCUUGACACGAGAUUGUUCAACUUCGAUCGUGUGUUUGACGCGCGAGCAAGUCAAGAAGAAGUGUUCUCCGAAGUCUCAGAGCUCGUUCAAUCCGCGCUCGACGGCUAUAAGGUGUGCCUGUUCUCGUACGGUCAAACGGGCGCUGGGAAGACGUACACGAUGCUCGGCCAAGGUGAAGGUGAGCGUCGAGGUAUCGUGCCACGAGCCGUGGCCAAGGUGCUCGAACAAGCUGAAGCGCUUCGAUCGAAGGGAUACGAGUAUACGAUGGAGGCGAGCUAUGUUGAGAUUUACAACGAGCAGAUUCGCGACCUGUUGUGUCCGGGCUCGACACACAGCGAGCGUCACAGCAUUGUCAAUGCUCCAGAGGGUGGAUGCCCCACCGUGACUGGUGUCGUACGCGAAGAGGUGACGUCUGUAUAUGACGCGACGAGCCUGGUCCGUCGUGCGAUGAAGGCGCGCGAAGUGGCAGAGACGGAGAUGAACGCAAACUCCUCUCGCUCGCACACGCUGUUCUUGUUAUACAUCACUGGUGUGCACCAUGCGACGGGUCAGACCCUAACUGGUUGCCUCAACUUGGUUGACUUAGCUGGCUCUGAGAGAACGAAAAGGAGCGGCGCGCGAGGACAACGAAUGACGGAGGCUUGCGCCAUCAAUAGGAGUUUGUCGUGCUUGGGAGAUGUGUUUGCCGCCGUGGGACGGGGCGACAAGCACAUUCCAUAUCGCAACAGCAAACUGACGUACUUGCUCGCGCCCUGCUUAGGGGGCGAAGGCAAGACGUUGAUGGUAGUCAACAUAGCCCCAGAUUUGGAUAGCGCGGAGGAGUCCAUGUGCUCUCUCAGAUUUGCGUCCACUGUGAACCAAGUGGAGUUAGGUAACGGGAAGAAGGCGAAGCGCAACGUCUCUCAAAAUUUCGCGCACCUGAUCAAUGGCGGCGCGGAGGCUCCUGCGGCAAACGAUCCGGUGAGCUCUAGAACUAGACGUGUUUCUGCGGGAGUACUCGCUAGUAGGGACAACGCAAUGUACGACCGCCGCUCGUCCGCGGGUGCCAAGCGGGUGAAUCCGUUUGGCCAAAAUGAGCGCGCGCCCAAGACCCGGCGUAAGGCUUGGGAGUAG
Ostreococcus tauri is the source of this 4296-nucleotide messenger RNA. Its product is annotated as P-loop containing nucleoside triphosphate hydrolase. Gene Ontology annotation, molecular function: ATP binding; microtubule binding; microtubule motor activity. The record is from RefSeq and is a predicted model, not a curated record. NCBI's taxonomy places the organism in Eukaryota, Viridiplantae, Chlorophyta, Mamiellophyceae, Mamiellales, Bathycoccaceae. Bases 1 to 4296 code for a protein of 1431 amino acids. The transcript has 3 exons. Gene Ontology annotation, biological process: microtubule-based movement.